AUGAGAAGACCUACGGCACAUGCUCCAGAUCCACCUGAUACAACAACACAGAGGACUGUUGUCUCUUUUGUCCAUGAUGUGGCUUUUGGUGCGUUGGUCGCUGUUCAGAUCGCCAUCGCCUUGGGCUACCGACUUCUCGAAUUCCUUGUUGCCAUCACCUCCAGCCUCGGUCAAACCCUUUCACCUCUCCUCGGAGUCAUUGCUGGAUCCCUGGAGCCGGUCAUGGCGACCUUGGCUCACCCCUUUUAUGUCAUCAACGCUUUCUGCACCUCCAUGAACACUGAUGCCUCGUUACAAACCUCCUUCAUCUGCUUUGGAGGGUUACUUGUUCUGAGUGUACAACUUUGCUUCGGUCUUGGUUGGCAAAACAUUUGUCCCUCCAUGGCGAGGCUUAUUGUGAUUGUCGUGUGGGUUUGGAUUGUAUUGGCCAUUUGGACACUUGUGGUGUUUUUGAGACACCAGUGGCAGUUACAUAAAGUUAUCAAAAAGGACAUGCAGAGGAAGAAGGUCAAGGAAAGAGCAGAUGAAAACUGGUACGACAAGCCAAGGCAAUGGAAGAAAAUCGUAUGGACGCCGGCGCCGCUGGUUGUUGCCUACAGCCAUAAUUGGAGUAUGGAUGGCAAGUCACGCCGCCGGUUUCCAAGUAUCAAGGAUCUGGAUGAUGAUCCCAAUCGCAACUGGUCCAACGAACACGGAAACUUAUCUCCAAAGCCGGCAACAUCAUCCACACCUAGCACCGGUUAUGGACGACGUAGCCUUCUUCCUCCCAUCAUAGGAGUUCCCAGAUCGACAGGUGCAGGGAAGAGAAUUUCAAGGAAGCCAACUCCGCUGGUUGUUGCUCACAGCAAUCAUCGGGGUAUGUGUAUGGAUGGAAAUGGCGAUUGCAAUCGCAAUUGGUCCAAUGAGCAUGGGAACCUGAGUCCUGAGCCGGUAAGAUUGCCCAAACCUGACACUGGCAACGACCACCUUGCCUUUGAUUCUGCACCUUCAUCCCCAUUAAAGCCAGUCUUCACACCAAGCUCGUCUGCUUCAGACUUUUCUGGUCAUAACAAGAUUCGCUUUACGCCGACUGACACAAACACAAGCAUUACACCCUCGACCAGAGGAACUACAUCGUCAUCUGGAGCGAUCCUGACGCCUGCUGAGACCCUCUGCAUGAGUGAAGAAGAGUUCUUGGAACUGGUCGGCAUCGAGCCUCCUCAGAGAUCACAGCGCAACCCUACUGGCUCAAACAAUCUAGCUCAUGGGACCAGAAACCUCACACCAGCUCUAGUACGAGAUAAACUCGAGCUUGUAGGCCAUAUCAGGGAUGUCUUAGCUGAUCAUGGAUGUUUCGGGUUUGCGCAAAUCUCACCUAUCAGCUCGGAUGCAGCGUCAGAGGCUACUGUGAUCUCUACGCCAGUUACCACAGCUUCGUAA
Molecule: messenger RNA, 1419 nt
Organism: Aureobasidium melanogenum CBS 110374
Lineage: Eukaryota; Fungi; Ascomycota; Dothideomycetes; Dothideales; Saccotheciaceae
Exons: 1
Coding region: 1-1419 (472 amino acids)
Source: RefSeq, a predicted model, not a curated record